AUGGAGUACAAUCACAUCCACGUCCACAACGGCUCCCUCCUGGCUCACCACAAGUAUGGCUGUGGCUUGGGAUACGUACCUGUCAUAUACUACAGCUUGCUGCUCUGCCUCGGGCUGCCAGCAAACAUCCUGACAGUCAUUAUCCUAUCGCAGCUGGUGGUUCGCAGGCAGAAGUCCUCGUACAACUAUCUUUUAGCACUAGCUGCUGCUGACAUACUGGUACUUUUUUUCAUUGUCUUUGUUGACUUUUUGCUGGAGGACUUCAUCUUGAAUAAGCAGAUGCCUCAGAUACUUGACAAAAUAAUUGAGGUAUUGGAAUUUUCUUCCAUACAUACAUCCAUUUGGAUUACCGUGCCAUUAACAAUUGAUAGGUACAUAGCAGUAUGUCAUCCGCUUAAAUAUCACACAGUCUCCUACCCAGCUCGUACUCGAAAAGUCAUUGUGUGUGUUUAUAUCACCUGCUUUUUGACCAGCAUCCCCUAUUACUGGUGGCCCAAUAUUUGGAUUGAAGACUACAUAAGCACAUCUAUACAUCAUGUCCUUAUCUGGAUCCACUGUUUUACCGUUUACUUGGUACCGUGCUCCAUUUUCUUCAUUCUGAAUUCAAUCAUUGUGUACAAGCUCAGACGAAAAUGCAAUUUCCGACUGAGAGGAUAUUCCACAGGGAAGACGACAGCCAUUUUGUUUACUAUAACUUCUAUUUUUGCCAUACUUUGGGCACCAAGAAUAAUCAUGAUACUGUAUCACCUCUAUGUAUCGCCUUUAAAGAACACUUGGUUGGUACAUAUUGUGUCAGAUAUUGCCAAUAUGCUAGCACUGUUGAACACUGCAAUUAAUUUCUUCCUCUACUGUUUCAUUAGCAAGAGAUUUCGCACAAUGGCAGCUGCGACACUAAAGGCUUUCUUUAGGUGUCAGAAACAACCAGUUCAGUUCUAUACAAACCAUAACUUUUCAAUAACUAGCAGCCCUUGGAUUUCCCCUGCCAAUUCUCACUGCAUCAAAAUGCUUGUUUACCAGUAUGAUAAAAAUGGAAAACCUAUAAAAAUAUCACCAUGAAAGGACGAUUGUUAGUGUCUCUGGAUGCAUCUUCUUUUCAAGCGGUUACAUCUCCAGAAUGUAAACUGCUGACAUGGCUAUUUUUAAAAGUGGUCAGUUGAUUUCAUUUCCCUGACAGACUAAAGGCAAAUCAGAUUGUUAGCAGAGAAUGGGAGUACUUAAUUUUGGGAGACGGAAUGAGAAGGCAAAAUGCCUCUUUCCUGUUACAUAGCAUUUUGAAUAUGCUUUGGAGUAUGAGUCUUGAUGUUCAAUUGCUAUCAUGUGUCCAUGUGCAAGCAUUGGUGCAGUACAGUUGUUGGGGGAAAAGCCACGCCGAAGGUGUUUAAUUGCAACCAUAAAAGAACUUCUGUGACCAUCUAGUUGUCUUCACUAUUGACAAAGUGAAUGCUUUGUGUACUGCGGAAGGCAUCAUUUGCACUGCGUGCACUUGCCUAAAACUAUGUGUCAUUUCUAACAUGAAAUAUCGCUACACGCAGUCCCUGCUAUUGAGGACUUUCUGCAGUGAGCAAUCUGUAAGACAUUUGAACUGUGACAAGCCCUUCCAGGCUCACUUGAACUCCAGGCUUGAACUCUAGGCUCAAGGAUGGAUAUUUCACCUGUUAUAGCCUUGGCAUGAAAAGCAAUCCUGCUAGCUGCCAAUAUUUAUAUGCUUUAAGUUGUUUUAUCUAAGAUAGAGGCCAGAGGGGAGGAGUUUGAAGGGAGGGGGAAAGAGGUUUCUUCAGCCAAGAACAAAAGUAGAAUAUUUCUCCAGUGACUUUAAUUCGACUCUCCAAAGGUUCCUAAGUUUGUUAUAAAUGGGAGUCUCCCUGACAUGCUAGGAGACUUAGUGAGCCUGGCUAUGUGUUUAAUGAGAAAUAUGGACACCACAACUCCCUUUGGAGCCAAUGAAACUACUCAGCACCCCACAUGACUGGGCCUUUAGAAAUUAUACAUACAAAAAUUAAAUAUUAGAACCUGUUUGGGCUAUGCUGUCACAGAUUUACCAUUUAGUUGUUUAAUAGUCAAAAAUCUUUGUGUGGAUUCAACAUAUUAAAGACUCCACAACAAUAAAAACAAAGACUACCCAAAAUGCCUGGACAGUGAAUUUUAAGGUACUUUAACUAGGAUAAAUAUUUAAAUUCUCUUCCUCCACACUCAUAAGAAGCAUAUCAGCAGCACUUCCUGAAGACACGGGAAGAAGAUAGCUACAUCAGGCUACUGAGACGCAUUUCAUUUGCUAUUAUCCCUCUUUGUUGUUGGUAUGUGGUCUCACAAAGCAUGCAUCAUAACACGUACAUUACUUGUGGAGCACUUAACACAGGCCUUAACAAUGAGUGUAAGAUUAUGUUUCCUUGCCUGGUAAACACAGGCACAGCUUUGUCAGUGAGCAUAGGGGCUUCUCAACUGAUAACUGCAAAGAAGAGAGAAGCUCAGGGUUUGCAAGGUGUCAGUGUAUGUGCCUCAUUGUGAGCAGGAAGCUCACAAAAGACCCAAUGCUGUGACAUCGUGAGAUCCUCCGAGAGGGGGAAUAGAGGGCACUCAGCACCUCCUAGAACUAGGCUCAAUAAGAAUCUAUAGAUAUUGAACAGUCUGCCAUACUUCGAGGUCUUACUAUGUUUUAAGAAAUGCUGAGUACCCAUGAGUCCCAAAAGCCUGAUUUGCCCACUGCCCUGCUCCUCGUGUAGCCAUUUACUCCUGUGUAAAGUGGAUGUAUACAGCAACCAAAUAAGAAUGCACCGUUCACAAGCAUCAAUGACAGCACAAGGCACAUGAGAGAUCAGGAGGGUGAGGUCAUAUAUUUUAUUGGACCAAUAUCUGUUGGUGAGAGAGACAAGCUUUCCAGCACACAAGGUGCGAAACAGUAAAGGAUGAAGUCCAAUCUGUCUGGUCCGACAGAUCUUUACUUACAUGGGAGUAGGGCUUAUUUGGAAAGAAUGAGACUACUCAAGCAAGUAAGGAUUUGUAGAAUUGGGUCUAUUAUGGUCAGAUCCUCAGCUCCACUGACUUCAGUGUGAGUCCAGGGUGCUCAGUACUUCCCUGCAAGGUGCUAAGCACCUCCUCUAUCAGGCUGCUGAAUUAUAUCAUCUAAUGAUUUUUCAGUUCAAUCAGAAUGGGGGGGUGAGGGUGGCGGGGAUGCGCCUGAGAACAGAAUUUGACCCUUUCCCCCAAAGGAGUAUGGCAAGAACUAAAUCUUUUGAAAUAUGAAGAGAGGAAACAAACAAGCAAACUAAAACCCACCCUGGGAUCUUUUCACACUAAUCUUGACAAAACGUGAUGUAUGCAAAACAAUAAUUGCAAUAAUAAAGCAUAAGGAAACGCUAGGCCUCUGAAUGUGUCAUUACCGACAACUAAAUAAGGGUAAAAUUAUUAACUUCUUUACUACUGAUUUACUUAUUUAUUUAUUAGUCUUUGUCCUUUUUCCCUCCCUUCCCCAAGCUCUCUCUUUAUUCCCCUUCUGUGUAAAUUGAUAUUAACCAAAGUUUACCUUUUUUAAAAAGGUACUAGCUGUUUAAUUUUGGGGAAGACACUGUAUUGAUCUCUUUUUUAUUUUAAAUUUGUUAUGAAGAAUGCUAGUCUGAGUUACAUGUGAAUAAGUCAAAGUGCAAUAUACCUAUAUUGAGUAAGCUGUUCAUUU
This is a messenger RNA of Gopherus evgoodei (Goodes thornscrub tortoise), 3670 nucleotides long. It is a transcript of the gene GPR139, whose product is annotated as G protein-coupled receptor 139. Gene Ontology annotation, molecular function: neuropeptide receptor activity. Bases 1 to 1056 code for a protein of 351 amino acids. The transcript is spliced from 2 exons. The record is from RefSeq and is a predicted model, not a curated record. Gene Ontology annotation, biological process: G protein-coupled receptor signaling pathway. Gene Ontology annotation, cellular component: membrane. NCBI's taxonomy places the organism in Eukaryota, Metazoa, Chordata, Testudines, Testudinidae.